AGAUGUCAAAAUGUUGCAUAAACCAUACUGGCAGCUGCAAGGAUUCGAUUUACUGUCUGAGUGAUCUAUGACUGAUUGCUUUCCCCUGCAGUGUAAGAUCACGUGAUAGAAAGCGGCCGAAACUGCAGACAGGAAACUAUACAGGAUUUUUUGGGACUUAAAAUGAAGUUAUUUGUCAAUCUAAGAACAUUAAGACUUCCUUAUAUCAGUGUACGCCAUGCGGUCAACUCUACACAACCUACAAGAAACGUGGACUUCUACAGACAGCGUACAACUUACUCCUACUUCCUCCCAAUCCAGACGCGCUGGCAGGACAAUGAUCAGUAUGGACAUGUAAACAAUGCAGUUUAUCAUGGAUACUUUGACACCUUAAUCAACCAUUAUCUGAUCAGGUACUGCGGACUGAAUACAAACAGACGGUCUUCCUCAAUGGUUGGAUUUAUUGUGACCAAUCAGUGUUCUUUCCACAAACCUGUGAAGUUUCCUGAAAACCCAUUGGCAUCAUUAGCAGUGGAGAAAAUCGGACGCUCAAGUGUCCACUACAGAAUGGCUUUAUUUAAUCAAGUUCCAACCAAGAAAUCCAUCUCCAUUCAUUUCAACAUCCUUAACGAUGGUUGUUUCUCUGACUGGUCUGCGCUGGAAGGAUUCGAGAGCCUGGCGUGCACUACUGCCAUGUCAACACAUGUCUUUGUGGAUACCAUGUCUGAGAAACCAAAGGAACUGCCUGAAGGGUUUAAGAAAGGUCUCCAGAAAAUAAUGAUACCCCUCUAAUCAUAAAUGUUUGUAAUCUUAUGGAUGUUAGAUCAUUUACCUGCUUACAGAACAAAGUAAUAAUGUGAAAUGCAUGUUUAGUCAACAUCUGCAUUUUGUUUUUAGUUGGGGGUUCUGAAAAAUGUAAUUUCAGGGUUUGCAAGAAUAAAAUGUUUGCUACACACA
Molecule: messenger RNA, 936 nt
Organism: Acipenser ruthenus (sterlet)
Lineage: Eukaryota; Metazoa; Chordata; Actinopteri; Acipenseriformes; Acipenseridae
Exons: 3
Coding region: 163-771 (202 amino acids)
Cellular component (GO): mitochondrion
Molecular function (GO): fatty acyl-CoA hydrolase activity
Source: RefSeq, a predicted model, not a curated record